Patella vulgata (common limpet) is the source of this 2271-nucleotide messenger RNA. RefSeq names its product transcription factor Sp5. Gene Ontology annotation, biological process: regulation of transcription by RNA polymerase II. The record is from RefSeq and is a predicted model, not a curated record. Gene Ontology annotation, molecular function: DNA-binding transcription factor activity, RNA polymerase II-specific; RNA polymerase II cis-regulatory region sequence-specific DNA binding. The transcript has 2 exons. The coding region runs from base 609 to 1700 and encodes 363 amino acids. NCBI's taxonomy places the organism in Eukaryota, Metazoa, Mollusca, Gastropoda, Patellidae.
AUGCGGAUUGAUGAAGUUUGUGUGAAAAGCGAUUAGCUGCCCUCCCUCGACUGCCUCUCUUACAACAAGAAAUAAUCUCCACCAUUGUUAGUGUCAAUAUCGUAGAGCGUCGAACCAUAUGGAAAGAGGGGAUUUAAUUUCCUUUUAACCCACCCGACUUGUGCUAAUAAUUGGCUGGCGGCGAACAUCAAAGGAGAAAAAUGACAAACUGAUUGGUGGGCGGCGAACUUUAGAAGAUAACGGGCGUGCUAGCGUGACGUCACCGUAGGGUUAUUCAAGAUUUUAUUGGAGAGGUAUUUAGCCUAUUCACUAAGAAUUUAGGCAACGUAUACUCGCGUUUAAUUUUCUUUCUUCAGUUGUUGACGACGUUUAGAAGCGUAGAGUUUAUAACAGUUCGGCUCGUCGAGGAGAAUCAGUCAGAACACCAACCACGUCUCAAUAGUAACUACUCUCGCCUAUAGUACAGUGGAUACUCUACCCAAUUGUCACUAGAACAUAAUCGUAAUACGGAUCCAAGCUUAUAAACAUUGUGCACCGAGGGUAUUGACAUUGGAACUUAUUACAUAACUAUGAGCUUAUAAAGUAUACCUAUUAAGAAAUCCUUAAAGAUGGCCGCAACAGUUGCAUAUCCACAUGGAUUUAGUAUUUAUCAGGAGCCUAUUGAUAUGAUGCAUAGAUCUCCAUUAUCAAUGCUGGCGUCCGGUUGUGGACGAGUUAACAUUCAAGGUCCAGAAAUACAGAAACCACUUCCAUUUUUGCCUAUGCAUGGAAGUUGGCACGGCCACCCUCAACAUCAUUUAAGCCCAUACCAUGAGAUGGUUAACCAGAAAUCAACAAUUCAGCACCCAAUUGCUCUCCCAAGCAAUAACAUGAAUCUGCGAAUCCCUGCCCCAAGAACAUCCCCUGCAUUUAAUUACGAGAUGUACCAGAACAGAAUGAUUCAGCAAAACAUUAUCGCAGCAGGACAAGGUUUCCCACCAAAUUCCAUCCCCAUGUCUGUUGGACCCACAUCUCCUGGGUCAGGUAUCAUUUCUAUGACGCCACUGACCAAGCAACUUUCACCCCCGCCCACUUCGGAAGCAGAUAUACCUUGGUGGAGUGUCCAUUCACCAAACCAGGCCCAAGAUAGAUUUCCGAUUUCAACAAAUUUAGUCUUUAACCAGAACUCCCCAGGUGAUCUUCAUCUUGCAAGCGUUAUUCACGGAUUAAAAUCUACGAUAGCCCCAACGAGACGAUGUCGUAGAUGUCGUUGUCCAAAUUGCCAGAACGCAACAAAUUCUGGUAAUCCGUCUAAACGGAAGCAACAUAUUUGUCAUAUUCCCGGCUGUGGCAAAGUUUAUGGGAAAACGUCCCAUCUAAAGGCUCAUCUUCGCUGGCACAGUGGUGAACGACCGUUUGUGUGCAACUGGUUAUUUUGUGGAAAAAGCUUCACCCGUUCUGAUGAACUUCAAAGACAUCUUCGGACACAUACAGGAGAAAAACGAUUCGCAUGUCAAGAAUGCGGUAAACGGUUCAUGAGGAGUGAUCAUUUAAGUAAACAUGUGAAAACUCACGACGGAAAACGUGCUGCAAGUGUGAAAUCCUCUGCGAGUGACGACGAUUCUGGUCACAUGACUGACGACGAAGAUGUCGAUGUUGAUGUCGAAUCAGAUAUUUCAGAUGAUAUUGAUUUAGAAAAAUUGGACAACGAGGAGAAUUAAAUGGAAUUCGAAACGUGAAAAUGACGCUGAUUUCGAACUUGUAUUAAGUAAUUUGUACAAGGAAGAGAACUGAAUUUUAAAGUGAAAAUAACAGCGAAAACGUGUUAUUAAAAUACGAUGAUAUUUCCGUUUCAUGUACAUGUAUUAUGCCUUUCUCGAAUAGUGAAUACACUAUACAGCAUAAUACUAUGAAGAGACAAACCAUUCAGAUGUCAGAUAACGAACGCCUUUUCUGUAUUACGGGUUUUGAUUGGUAGGUUGAUUUGCAGUCGACCAAUCACAAUCUAUUCGUUACUGGACGCGCUCUUUAAAGAACAACUGAAAAAUACUGAAAUAUUAAUCUGGUUUUAAAUAGUCUGAUUUACACAAUCAUGAAAACUAUACUGAAAUGGAUAAAUGGUUUAAUAACAAGGAAUUUGUAAUAGAACCAGUGAUUCGAAUCGAAGAGAGACAGUUUGAUUGCCUGGACAAUUUUCACAAAGAUUUCAAUAUUGUAUCUUCAGUGAAUAGAUAUCUCCAAAGUGCUGAAUUGUUAUUUUUUGCUUUUUGUUAUGAAUGAAAUAUUUUAAAA